Molecule: messenger RNA, 2003 nt
Organism: Myripristis murdjan (pinecone soldierfish)
Lineage: Eukaryota; Metazoa; Chordata; Actinopteri; Holocentriformes; Holocentridae
Gene: poglut2
Product: protein O-glucosyltransferase 2
Exons: 10
Coding region: 318-1844 (508 amino acids)
Cellular component (GO): endomembrane system
Molecular function (GO): protein binding; glucosyltransferase activity
Source: RefSeq, a predicted model, not a curated record
AGUCCCGCCCCCCGGCAGUUCACCGUGUCCAGGGCAGACAGUUGGGAAAUGAACGUUUUGGGAAUAACGGGAGAGACACUGCGGAUUUACUGAAUAUAUCGAUGUAAUUUUACAGAUAUUAGCACCACCUGCGCCACGGUGUGUUUUUGAACAAAACAAUGAGCUAAAAUGUUGUGGGCUGACCAGCAGACGUAGCGGUAUGUGCCUCCUCCGGUGACGGGAACACACCCGGUAAGUUAAUGGCGAGUUUCGGGAGUGGAAACAACUAAAGAGGAGGCAGCGGAAUCUGAAAUAACAGCGUCAAGCGGAGCGACACCAUGUGGUUUAGUGUGUUUAGUGUGUUUUGGUGGUUGUUGCUGCUGAACUGUCCGGGAGCCGUCAGACCCGGAGCUCCGGGGGCUGCGGCCGCCGCCGUGCCCAGCGCUGCCCAAACUUUGGUGUGGGGACCCGGACUGGAGCCCAACAUGGUCCUGCCGGCCCGGUUCUUCUUCAUCCAGGCGGCGGACAGCUCAGGGACCAAUUUGACAGCGUCACCCGGUGAGAAGACUUUCGAGGUGAAGAUUGUGUCUUCAGUGGAGAAGUUCACCAGAAUCUGGAUCCAGGUCCUGGACCGGCGGGACGGCUCCUUCCUGGUUCGCUACAGGAUGUAUGCCAGCUACAGCGACCUGCACAUCCACGUCCUGCUCGGGAACACACACGUCGCCAAGUCUCCCUAUUUUCUCAAAGGCCCAGUCUACCAUGAGGGCUGCGACUGUCCCCAGCCCAGUGGUUCGGUUUGGCAGGACGACAUGCACUGUCCCGCCUCCUUCUCCCAGAUCGACCGCGACCUGGCUCUGUUCCCCCAAGUCGACCCGGAGCGAAACGCUCAGGAGAUCCCGCAGCGCUUCGGACAGCGUCAGAGCCUCUGCCAUUACACGAUUAAAGACAACAAGAUCUACAUUAAGACGUUUGGAGAGCAUGUAGGCUUCAGAAUAUUUAUGGACGCCCUCCUCCUGUCACUCACUAGAAAGGUUCGCCUGCCUGAUGUGGAGUUUUUUGUGAACCUGGGUGACUGGCCGCUCGAGAAGAGGCGGCCCACUGAGAAGCUCCACCCCAUCUUCUCGUGGUGCGGCUCCAACGAUACCCGAGACAUCGUCAUGCCCACCUACGACCUGACUGAGUCUGUGCUUGAGACGAUGGGAAGAGUGAGCCUGGACAUGAUGUCGGUGCAGGCCAACACGGGGCCGCCAUGGCCAGAGAAGAACGGCACGGCCUUCUGGAGGGGACGGGACAGCUGUAAGGAGCGUCUGGAGCUGGUCAAACUGGCCAGGGCUCACCCCAACAUGGUUGACGCCGCCUUCACCAACUUCUUCUUCUUUAAACACGACGAGAGCCUCUACGGGCCGCUGGUCAAACACGUCUCCUUCUUUGACUUCUUCAAGUACAAGUACCAAAUCAACGUAGACGGCACAGUGGCGGCGUACCGGCUGCCGUACCUGCUGGCGGGAGACAGCGUCGUCUUAAAGCAGGACUCCGGCUACUACGAACACUUCUACAAGCAGCUGAGGCCCUGGGAGCACUACAUCCCCGUUAGAGCGGACCUGGGAGACCUGCUGGAGAAGAUCCAGUGGGCCCGCGACCACGAUGAAGAGGCCAGGAAAAUUGCUGUGGCAGGUCAGCAGUUUGCCCGCAAUAACCUCAUGGGAGACAGCAUCUUUUGUUACUACUACAAACUUUUCCAGGCGUACGCUGAGCUCCAGGUGUCAGAGCCGAAGGUUCGACAGGGCAUGCAGCCGGUGGAUCAGCCCAUCGAUGACCUGUUCCCCUGCUCCUGCCACAGGACGAGAGUCAAGGAUGAACUCUGACCAACCCAUCAUCCAGUUAUUAAAAUAAUCCUGACUGUCUGAUUUAUUGUGGAAUAACUUGCCAAAAUGUCCCAAAGUGUCCUGCGCUAUGACAUGAAUGUUACGUGUUACUGAAGUUGUUUUUGUAAUAAAUAUUUUUUAUAUGUUUGUAUGUUAAAA